AUGCCUACCGGGUCUUUUUCGGAUAUCAAAGCGUUGCAUGUAAGAGGACGUAUUUGUAUUGCGAGAGAUAAAAGCCAAAAGAGAAAAGAGUUUUUAACAUGCGGUGCUGAUGGAACAGUCUAUUUAUGGAGUGAAAAAUGUUUCUUAGAUAACACUGCACCCGAAGUUGUUAACAUAGGAGAAGCUACGAGCAGUUGUGUUGUGUGGAAAGAUGAGUAUGUCUAUGUUGGCUGUACUACACUAAAUUUACUUCUUGGCACAGAGAAAAAGAUAAUAGGCAGAACUAAAAUCGAUGAAUUAGGGACCAAUCUCAGUCCGUCUUUAAUUUUUGGCUUGGAUCCUGUAGCAGUAGAUGUAGGAGAUAAAUUUCUCGCUGCCGCCGGAGGAGAUUUCUCUGUUAAAAUCCUCACUCUCGGGGCAGAAUCCACCAUCUACAAGCGGUUUGAAAUGAGCGCAGACGUUCUAUCAGUUGCGAUAAGUCCUAAUGAGAAUUUCUGCGCUGUAUCAACAUCGGAUGGUAAAGUAUCCAUAUAUGAUAUAAUGGAGGAAGAACCUAAGCGAAUCUUCUCUGAGAAAGUUUUUGGAGAUACCAUGCCCACAGAGCUUGAGAGUCCCAGAGUGAAGUUGGCUUGGUCUCGAACAAGUGAAGAACUGUAUGUACCUUCAUUGGGAGCAGUGAAAAUUAUUGAUGCUUCCACAUGGACCGUUUCCAGCAGAAUGUUCAGGGGAAAAGAUGCUGAAUACGAAGAUUUUUCUACUCUCGCUGUUUCGCCUUGUGGAAAUUAUCUCGCUGCCAGUACAAUCGGUAAUAAGCUCUUCAUCUGGAGAACUUCGAAUUGUGAAAUUAUUUCUCAAAAUGAGUAUAAACGAAUUUGUAACUUGAAGUACAUGAUAACAGAUAUUGAAUUCAGCCCCUACAAUGGUAGAACUAUUCUUCUUGUUGAUGUCAAUGAAGGACUGUGUCUUUGGAAAAAUGCUCUACCUGCUGGAUUGGGUGAUAUUCCUACAACAUCUGGAUUAGUUACCGAAGCUAACCAAUCAAAUAUAUACAAUGAUGAUGAAGACGAUGAUGAUGAUAACGAAUUGGUAAUGAGAAAGAGACCGAAGUUCAUUUCCGAUGAAGCAGAUGAUGCCAACGACGGCUCACACCCUGAAGUUGUAGAUAUUGAUGAAGACUCUAGAAUGUCUGCUGAUAUCAGUGCAAUCAAAAAAUCGUUUGGGUACGCUAAUACCGGAAGAUUAGAAGAUUUCGGUUUUGGAGUUACUGAACCUGAAGACCCUGAAUCCAACUAUAUAGAAAAGCCUAAAGAGUAUGCGCCAACUACAGUCACGAAAGUUGUUGAGUACGAUCCGCCUACUAUCCCUUCUCACUUUGUAUCCGGUGCUACGCCAUCACAUAAUACCCAAAGAUAUUUGAAAUGGAAUAGAUAUGGAGUUGUGAGGAGUUAUACUGAGGUAGACAAUAAUAGCAUUGAGGUCGAGUUUCAUGAUGCUAGUAUUCAUCCCGAAAUUAUCUUGGAUAAUUCUACUACCAACUAUCGUCUUGCUGAUCUCUCAGACCACGCUGUAGUAUUAGCAAGUUCUCCUGAGGAGAAGUCAGCUCAAAGUGAAUUGCUCGUAAUUCAUAUCAAGUCAUGGGAUACAGAAUCAAGAAGAUGGUCUGUGCCAUUACCUGCGAAAGAUGUGGCGAUUGAUGUCUUGGUUUCAAAUGAUGUAGUUUGUGUUUUGACUUGGCAAAGGAACAUUCGAGUGUUUACGAUCACUGGUAGUCAAAGACAUAUCAUAUCGCAUCCUGGUCCUAUCCUCACGAGUGCUCUCUAUGGUGAUAAGUUAUCAGUACUCUCUGUCAAAGGUGCUGAGUUCUUUGAAGAGUAUCAGAAAUCAAAGCGGAGCAAAGCAACGUAUCAGUAUUCUGUGACGACGUAUGAUGUAGGAAUCAGAGGAUGGAUGGGACUGGAAAACUCCGUUACCUCAUGUGAUCUAGCGGUCACUCCAGGAAAGUGUCCCUUAUGGUUAUCAUAUUCUAACACAGGCCAGUUAGUAACUAUGGACAAUGGUUAUAAUGUGCGUAUAAAGUCGCCAGCUGGGUUCUGGAUGCCUAUAUUUUCGCCCAGUGAAUUGCACGACAAAUCUGAUGGUAUCUGGCCCAUUUCGGUUGUUAUGCAAGGUACAAGCAGACAGUUCAGAUAUUUAUACUGCAAAGGAAGUCGUCAUCCAUCUUUAACAACGAAACAAGUUCCAAUAAUUGCCGACUGGAGGUUGCCGUACUGUCAAGCCGAUAGCGAUAAAUCGCAACUAGAAGAAAGCCUGUAUUUGAAUGAGCUUCAGCAAAACAUUGCAAAUGAAAUUGGAUCAAGCACAUCGGAGUUCAAUUCUAUUCGUUCGAACACGAUCUUGAAACUAUUCGCUCUCGCUUGUAAAUCGGAAAGAGAAACGCGAGCUUCCGAAUUUGCUUCGUUUAUGUCUUCAUCCAAGGGUAUUCAGGCUCUGUGCAAUUAUGCCUCGGGUUUCAAAAAACAUGUUUUGGCUGAGAAAGUAGCUCAAAUUGGUCGAGAGAACAUGAAAGAUUCGAGUAUCCCACUUGAAAGGAAAAACAAUGCUUCUGCAAUAGCCCCACGACGUGUAUCAAUGAAAAGAAGGACAAUUGAAGUACAACCACCUCGUACAUCUGAAAUGUCCCAAGCUGAAUCUGUUGAUGUCUUCGAAGAAAGAGAGGAGCCAGCGCAUACUGAAGAAUACUCUCAAGUCAGUGCGACUAACGAUUUAGCUCUUGUUACAGGAACCCCUUUCAACAGAAAUCCAUUUAAGAGGGCCGCUGAUGUGAAUUUAGACAGUUCCUCUAUGUCAGUUUUUGAUCAGCUUGAAUCCUCUUUUGACAAUCCAAAGAAAAGAGCAAGAGAGGAUGAGAGUUCCCAAACCCCGGUACCUUCCGCUAAGAGACAAAUGAAGCUUGGUUUUUCUGCAACGUCUGCUGGCAAGGAAAAUAAAAAGUAA
Auanema sp. JU1783 is the source of this 2994-nucleotide messenger RNA. Lineage: Eukaryota; Metazoa; Nematoda; Chromadorea; Rhabditida; Rhabditidae. The record is from the annotation of a GenBank genome assembly.